This is a messenger RNA of Humulus lupulus (European hop), 2913 nucleotides long. RefSeq names its product mechanosensitive ion channel protein 10-like. The record is from RefSeq and is a predicted model, not a curated record. The transcript is spliced from 6 exons. The coding region runs from base 442 to 2736 and encodes 764 amino acids. Gene Ontology annotation, molecular function: mechanosensitive monoatomic ion channel activity. Gene Ontology annotation, cellular component: plasma membrane. Gene Ontology annotation, biological process: detection of mechanical stimulus; monoatomic anion transport; transmembrane transport. Lineage: Eukaryota; Viridiplantae; Streptophyta; Magnoliopsida; Rosales; Cannabaceae.
UUUAUCAUUAUUCUAUAAUAAGUACGAAAUUUGUUCACAAUAUUCCCCUUUUCAUAGCAACAAAGGAAAAAUCCACUCAAAUAUGCCAACGUCGAUAUAGAAUCUAAUAUACAAUCCAUAUUUAGAGUCUUUCGUGGCUUGUUAUUAUCCUAUUGAACUAAGUUCAUCCUCAGACUUAGCCAUUACUGACACUUUACCAAUUUUUAUUUAUUUUCUGUGUCUCUUUUCCCAGGAAGAAGAGAAAAAGAAAACCUAUGCGAGGAAACAAGUAGCCGAACAUAUCGAACUGUGAUGUUGAUGCUUUGCUUGUCCCAGACAGCAUAAAAAGACUCGUAGUGAAGUUUCUGCUAAUGCAACCAGCUGUCCUGGUUGUUUUCCCGGAAAGUUUCUAGCUUCUCGGAAUUUCGAAGCUGCAAGAGCUUUCUACACUUUGAAGCGGGAAUGGAGACUGGUAAAGGGGUUGUAGAGAAGAAUGGAACGAAAGAUGUCGUUUUGCAGAUAUCGGGUACGGAAGAAACCAUCAAUGGUUCUAAAGAAUCAAGCUCAGGAUCAACUUCAUACCCUGUUUCUCAGAAUUAUAGAAGUGGGCUUUCUCCGAAAGAGUCGAAAAGUUCAAAUCUUGAGCUAACGGAGCUUCAGAGCACGACAACAACGAUUAAGCCCCCGAGAGCUCCGAUAGCGAGGUCACCGUUUUCUAAGCCCAAGUCAAGACUAGUUGAGCCACCACCGCCUUAUCGUACUGAAGAGAAGGUUCCAUCAAAAUCGAAUACGAGUUCACCUCUUAGAAACUCACCUAAUUUAACAUCACCGAACAGAAAAAGCACAGCCACUACACCCAGAGAGUCUCAAAGAUCAGCUCCCAUUACUCCACGAACGCCUUUGAUCGGAGCACCAGACUCCGAGGAGGAUGAGGAUGACGAAGUUUAUCAGACAGCCAAUCUUAAAGUUAGGCAGGUGUACUCGAGUAAGAAACCAAAAGUGAGAGUAAUGCGUUUGAUUGAGUGGGUGUUGUUCAUUUGCAUAGUGGGGUUUUUAGUUGCAAGCUUAACUAUUCACAGACUGCAAAAGAAAUUCAUUUGGGGUUUGGAGUUAUGGAAAUGGUGUGUUCUGGUUUUGGUAGUCAUAUGCGGUAGACUGGUCACAGAGUGGUUUAUUAAUUUUUUAGUAUUUUUGAUUGAGAUGAACUAUCUGUUACAGAAGAAGGUUCUGUAUUUCGUUUAUGGGUUGAAGAAGAGUGUUCAGGUCUUCAUUUGGUUGAGUUUGAUACUUUUGACUUGGGGUUUGUUGUUCAAUCGAGGAGUGAAGCGAUCAAGAAAAACAAACAAGAUUCUAAAUCAUGUUACGAGGGCUUUAGCUUCUUUUCUGAUUGGAGCAGCUAUAUGGUUGGUGAAAAACCUUUUAGUAAAGUUGUUAUCGUCGUCCUUUCAGUGCACUCGAUUCUUUGAUCGGAUUCAAGAAUCGAUCUUUCAUCAGUAUGUUUUGAGGACCCUUUCUGGGCCUCCGUUGAUGGAGAUGGCAGAAAAGGUUGGCAGAACACCAAGUACAGGGCAAUUGAGUUUCAGAAAUUUGAAGAAGGAAAAAGGUGAGGAGAAACAAAUGGGGAAAGAAGAGGUGAUUGAUGUUGAAAAGCUUAAAAAGAUGAAGUCAGAGAAGGUCUCUGCUUGGACCAUGAAAGGGUUGAUUAAUGUGAUAAGGGUUACUGGCUUGUCAACCAUUUCCAAUACUUUGGAAGAUCACGAGGACGAAGAUGAGAAGCUGGACAAGGAGAUUGACAGUGAGUGGGAAGCGAAGGCGGCUGCUUAUCGGAUUUUUGAGAAUGUAGCCAAGUCUGGUAACAAGCACAUUGAUGAAGAAGACCUCUCACGAUUCCUUAAGAAAGAGGAGGUGGAUCUUAUAUUUCCUAUGUUUGAAGGAACUGGAGAACCUAAACAAAUCAGGAGAAAAUCUCUGAAGAAUUGGCUCGUGAAUGUCUACCUUGAACGCAAAUCACUUGCUCAUUCACUAAACGAUACCAAAACAGCUAUAGAGGAGCUAAAUAGGCUAACCUCUGCAAUUGUUGUUAUUGUGAUCAUUAUCGUGUGGUUCAUCUUGAUGGGAUAUUUAACGACACAAAUACUUGUUUUAAUUUCAUCCCAGCUUCUACUGAUUGUGUUUAUGUUUGGUAACACCGCCAAGACUGUGUUUGAAGCCAUCAUAUUUGUGUUUGUGAUGCACCCAUUUGAUGUAGGGGACCGUUGCGUUGUUGAUGGAGUACAGAUGGUUGUUGAAGAGAUGAACAUUUUGUCGACGGUUUUCUUGAGAUAUGAUAACGAGAAAAUCUUUUAUCCGAACUCAGUUCUGGCAACGAAGCCCAUCAGCAACUUCUACAGAAGUCCUGAAAUGGGCGAUGCUGUUGAAUUUGCUGUUGAUUUCUCUACGUCGAUUGAGACUAUUGGAGCUCUCAAAGAAAGAUUAAAAACGUACCUGGAGAGAAAACCUCAGCACUGGCGUCCUAGUCAUAGUGUGGUGGUUAAGGAUAUUCAAGAUGUGAACAAGAUGACAAUAGCUCUGUACGUUACUCAUACCAUAAAUUUUCAGAACUAUGGGGACAAGAGCAGCCGAAGAUCCGAUCUAGUAUUAGAAUUGAAGAGAAUAUUUGAAGAACUUGGCAUAAAAUACCGGCUGCUGCCUCAAGAAAUUCAAGCCAACUUUGUUGGUAACGCCACUGCUGCAGCACUGCAUUCCACAUGGCGAUGAUCUUAAAUCUUUUCCUCUGCAAGUGUGGAUGGAGGACAGCGUAGGUUAUUUUAUUUUAUUUUUUAAAUAUCCUCAUUCAUUUGUAUUAAUGUAGUUCAGAUCCACUGUCUUUUUGGUUGUUAAAUCAACAAAUUUUGUUGGGAUUUUGAAUGAAAAUUCAAGAGCAAUGUUGAUAGC